GAGGCACGUGUACAGACAUUUUGGGGGGCAGGUGCUCAAACCAAAACAAAAGGGCACCCAUCGCCAAAAUUAUUCAUGAAAUUAAAAACACUAAUAAAAUAAAUAAAUAAAAAACACAGUAGGAUAUUUUCCCUGUCCUUCUGCUUUUAGAGUCUUUUGUAAAUGAGACAAAGAAUGUUGUGCAUAAUAAUAAAAAAGCUGACAGCUGAGCUUUUGUGUUGAAGCGUAAGCAGCGUUAAUAUACCACAACAUACCUCACCAGACUGUCACGUAGCUCAACUUAAGACCUACCUUUCAUUUCAACAAUUGUGUAUUAAACAAAACAGUUAAUGGUUAGUGGUAGACUAACCAUUUCAAAGCAAAGGAUUUCAUUUGGAGUCAGAAUGACCCGAGACAACACAACCUUGCGUUCCAGAUAACCUUCAGAUGAUGUUGCAAUGUCAACAAAGUAGAGGCGACGAAGGGAUGCAGCUGUCAACAAUGCAAAUAGACUGUUUAAAUAGACUGCUGAUUUUAAGUUCUGAAGUGACAUGGCUGCGAGAUUUGUUAAUCAAACAGCCGUGACGUAAUUCUUUAUAUAAAAAAGAGGCAAAGUUGUGCUGACUUUUUUGUAUUGUUUGCGUCUAGUGCGAAGGGACAGAAACAUGAUGUGGAAGCUUGUUUUUGUGAUUAUUGCUGCGGUCUCCUUCAUCGGUUUAGCACAAAUACCAGGAGGGUUUACGGACAUAUCGAUAAAUGAUGAAGGCGCGAAGGAAGCCCUCGACUUUGCCGUCCUCAUACACAACAGACACAGCAACGAUUUCUACAUCCGCGUGGUGACAGAUGUGAUCAAGGUUCAGGUUCAGGUGGUGGCUGGUUCGCAGUACUUAAUAACUGUGAGAAUGGCACGGACCCCCUGCAGAAAGUACGACGCAAAUGAUGUGUGUGCCCCCGACCCAGACCCAGCUUGGGCUCAGCCCUACCAGUGCAUAUUCACCGUGUGGAGCCGCCCAUGGAUUAAUGACGUCAGAUUGACUAAUCAGGAAUGCUAGAAAGAGAACUACGGAGGAAAUCUUCAUUAUGUUUUCCUAUAGAUGAUGCACAACAUGUUAUCAUUCUUAAAGUCAAUGUAUUCACUGUUAUACAUAAUCACUAAACCAAGUACAGAACAAAUAAUUGUGUACUGAGUUGUUGACGUGGAUAUUGAAUUUUUUUUAAAAUGAAAUGAAUUAAAGUAGCAUGGGAACAUUC
This is a messenger RNA of Gasterosteus aculeatus aculeatus (three-spined stickleback), 1230 nucleotides long. Its product is annotated as cystatin-C. The record is from RefSeq and is a predicted model, not a curated record. Gene Ontology annotation, cellular component: vesicle; cytoplasm. NCBI's taxonomy places the organism in Eukaryota, Metazoa, Chordata, Actinopteri, Perciformes, Gasterosteidae. Gene Ontology annotation, molecular function: cysteine-type endopeptidase inhibitor activity.